CUUCUAAGACAACGUGGACAAAGUUUUGAGUUUCUUUAGCAUGCUAUUCCAAAACAAAUAAUGGAGAAAGGGAACCCACAAAACCACUUGGAAAGAUUGCUUGGUGGAUGUUUUCUUCAGACUGUGGAGAUCUUUAUAGUGCUUUUUCGCAUUCUUAAUUAAUUAAUAGGCCUUGUCUUGUACUUUUUUGCCUUGUUAUGGAGGUGUUUGUGUAGAUUCUUUCUUUCUUCAUCAUACUAUAUAUUUAAGCACAUCUUGGCAGGUAGGAUUCCUCUAUCUUCAUUUCAACAGGAAACCUGUUGUUCUAGAGAGAUGGAUCAUGCUGUAUUGCUUCAGAAAAUUCUUGUUGUUUCAUUUAUUGUUGCUCUUUUUUGGAAGAUAAUUAGAUAUAUGUGCAACCUCCUUAAUGUAGAAAAAGAACCUGUGAGGGUUCUUGUAACUGGUGCUGCAGGCCAAAUAGGCUAUGCUAUUGUUCCAAUGAUUGCCAGAGGUGUCAUGCUAGGCCCUGAUCAGCCUGUAAUUCUUCACCUGCUUGAUAUUGAACCUGCAGCUGAGGCCUUGAAUGGGGUCAAAAUGGAAUUGAUUGAUGCUGCCUUUCCUCUGCUCAAGGGAGUUAUAGCUACUACGGAUCCAAUUGAGGCUUGCAUGGGUGUCAACAUUGCAGUCAUGGUCGGUGGCUUUCCUCGGAAGGAAGGUAUGGAGAGGAAGGAUGUGAUGUCUAAAAACGUGUCAAUCUACAAGGCUCAAGCUUCAGCCUUGGAGAAGCAUGCUGCUGAAGAUUGCAAGGUGCUGGUAAUCGCCAACCCAGCUAACACCAAUGCACUCAUCCUGAAAGAAUUUGCUCCUUCAAUCCCAGAGAAAAACAUCACAUGUCUUACGAGACUUGAUCAUAACAGAGCAUUAGGCCAAAUAUCUGAGUGCUUAGAUGUACAAGUUAGUGAUGUGAAGAAUGUCAUCAUCUGGGGAAACCAUUCUUCAACUCAGUAUCCAGAUGUCAACCACGCGACUGUACAGACCAGCAGCGGGGAGAAGCCUGUCAGAGAACUUGUCUCUGAUGAUAAAUGGUUAAAUGCUGAGUUCAUCACCACCGUGCAGCAGCGUGGUGCAGCCGUUAUCAAAGCUAGAAAACUAUCGAGUGCAUUGUCUGCUGCCAGCGCUGCUUGUGAUCACAUACGCGAUUGGGUUCUUGGGACACCCGAGGGAACAUGGGUUUCCAUGGGGGUGUAUUCUGAUGGAUCUUAUGGGAUUCAACCUGGCCUUAUAUACUCUUUUCCGGUUACCUGCGAGAAGGGCAAAUGGUCCAUUGUGCAGGGACUCAAGAUUGACGAUUUCUCGAGGGCAAAGAUGGACGCAACAGAAAAAGAGCUUGUGGAGGAGAAAUCGUUGGCCUAUUCAUGUCUCAAUUGAUCAUCCGUACGAGGAGAAUAAUGAAGGAGAUCACUCUUAACAUACCUAUGAAGAAUAAAGAAAAUGCGCUUUUGCGUUGUAAUUUCAGACGAUGAAUGAUACAUUGGUGCCUCUUAUCCUACCAGUUGUGUUCUAUUCUUUUA
This is a messenger RNA of Populus nigra (black poplar), 1550 nucleotides long. RefSeq names its product malate dehydrogenase, cytoplasmic-like. The record is from RefSeq and is a predicted model, not a curated record. Gene Ontology annotation, molecular function: L-malate dehydrogenase (NAD+) activity. The coding region runs from base 313 to 1407 and encodes 364 amino acids. Lineage: Eukaryota; Viridiplantae; Streptophyta; Magnoliopsida; Malpighiales; Salicaceae. Gene Ontology annotation, biological process: malate metabolic process; oxaloacetate metabolic process; tricarboxylic acid cycle. The transcript is spliced from 7 exons.